AUGAACCUGGAGAAGGCGUUCAUUUCGGUUGUGAAAGCCAUAACUACCAAAGGAUAUGAGUCCGCGGAAGACGAUGUAAUCUAUGUGCAUGAACCAGCUGACGUCGAAUUGACUGACUAUGCCCAAGAAUUAGCGUUCCUGCCGGAUUUAUCAGACCAUUCACCAACAGAGCUUGACUUUUCGGCAGCGAAUGUGGUGAAUUCUGCCCUAUCAGCCGACGACCAGGCCAAGUUAGUGGAUGUUUUGAAAACUCACAGGAACAUAAUGAUCGCCAGCGGAAAUGCCUUACCACCGCCAGCAUACGGAGUAGUGUGUGACAUAAAUGUGGAAGAUCACGCACCCAUCAAGCAGCGAGCUCGUCGGAUUCCAAUCCGAUAUCUCCAGAAGCUCUAUGAGCUGCUAAAAGGGUUGCUGAAAGCAAACCUUGUGUCAUUUUCCGACAGCCAGUGGGCUUCGCCGAUUGUGAAGAAGAAUGGGGAAGACAUUCGAUUAUGCAUUGACUAUAAGAUGGUCAAAGCAGUCACAGCCAUAAUGGAGUAUGCUAUGCCGUUGGUUGACGAUUUGCUUACAGACUUGGGUUCCUAUUUGUGGUUCUGCUCACUUGACGCAGCUAGUGGAUUCUGGGCCAUAAUGAUGACUCACGAAGCUCGCAAGAUAUCAGCAUUUAUUUGUCCACUGGGGCACUUCGAAUGGCUUAGAAUGCCAUUCGGGUUAAACAAUGCACCGAUGAUCUACCAACGCAUGAUAGAUAACGCGCUGUGGGAUUUUUGCAGCCAAAGGGUGGAUGGCGAUUUUUCGCAGAAAAGAUGA
Phytophthora megakarya is the source of this 810-nucleotide messenger RNA. Lineage: Eukaryota; Oomycota; Peronosporomycetes; Peronosporales; Peronosporaceae. The record is from the annotation of a GenBank genome assembly.